This is a messenger RNA of Rhincodon typus (whale shark), 1879 nucleotides long. RefSeq names its product 60S acidic ribosomal protein P1-like. The annotation marks the transcript as partial. The transcript is spliced from 4 exons. Gene Ontology annotation, molecular function: protein kinase activator activity; ribonucleoprotein complex binding; structural constituent of ribosome. The record is from RefSeq and is a predicted model, not a curated record. Lineage: Eukaryota; Metazoa; Chordata; Chondrichthyes; Orectolobiformes; Rhincodontidae. Gene Ontology annotation, cellular component: ribosome; cytosolic large ribosomal subunit. Gene Ontology annotation, biological process: cytoplasmic translation; translational elongation.
AUAACAGCUCGGUAUGAGAACUUGUUCAGAAUGUACUCAAUCUUGCAAGCAUUGAGAUCUCGGUCUACUUUCACUUCAGAGGACAAGCUCAAUGCUUUGAUAAAAGCGGCAGGUGUUACAGUGGAACCAUUCUGGCCAAGCCUGUUUGCAAAGGCCCUGAGCAACGUGAACAUUGGGAACCUGAUCUGUAACAUUGGGGCUGGAGGCCCUUUACCUAUGGGUGCUUCCACAUCCGGUGGGACAGCAGCUUCUGGGGGCACUGCUGCAGUUACUGAUGCUGAAGAGAAGAAAGCUGAGGUUAAGGAGGAAUCCGAAGAGUCUGAUGAAGACAUGGGUUUCGGGCUGUUCGAUGAUUAGUCUGUGUAGUUCUUGCAUGAAUAUUUAUUGAAGAACUUCUUAUAAAUAGCAAGAAUAGCAACCAAACUCCAUGCCAAAACGGAGCUCACAAAAUGGAUGGAAAAGGUGAAGGGAGACACGUUUAGUCAUUUCCUUGAUAAAAUUAAUGCUUCAACUAACCAAAUACCUUUGUAUGAGGCCCUCCCAAGUUCCAUCUGAGACCCAUCCUAAAUUUGUCGAGACCCUGCACUGGUAAACCUGAGCUUGCUCCCUGCAGCCAUCACGCCAGGUGUCAACACUGGCCCAAGUCAGAUUUAGCUGAGAUUUGGGAGUUGGAACCUUCCUGUUGCUGCAUGCACCUCUUGCAGUACUGACCUGCUGUCACGUGCAACCUCUGACAUCAGCUUCCUCAAAACCAGUGAAAGUAACUUCUCUCCCCCACCACACACCUACCCUGCAUUUUGAAAUAAUGCUAGAGACUGGGACACUGGGGAUUUUAGAUUGAGAGAGGGGUUGAGGGGGAAAGCGAAGACAGUAUACUACAACCCUACCCCUCCACUGUCACCACUCAAAAUACACUAUUCCAGAGUAGGAGAAUCUGGGGCAGUAUAAGCUGCACCAUUUUAUUGUAAAUUCCACUUCUUGAGCUUAUAUAUAGUUUUAUUUUUCAUAAGAGCUUGAAUUAAUUUAUAACAUAAUAUAAUGUAAGAUGUCCUCAUGUCUGUCCAUUUGAAAAUGUUGCACCCAGAAUGCCUGUUUUAUGCAUCAUCUUGAACUAUAUCCUUGCACCUAUCUAUAAGGAGGUGAGGGAAACUGGACUUGUUAUGAUGGAGAGGUGGAGUUUUGCAUUCUUUUGUUGUAUGUUGCACUCACUAACUUAAAAUCACUGUGGUUUACCGUUUAUUUCUGAAAUGGCGUUGUUGCCUGCAGAAGCAUCUCAUGGGGGGUUCUGCCAGACUUUACAAAGAUCCAAUACAAACCAUCUCUUCCUAGCACCCCUUCUGAACGUUGCUGCACUUUAUUUCCACACUCCCAUCCACUCCAGGAGUUGAAAACUAACAAUGCUGGAAGUCACAGCGGCUCAGGCAGCAUCUGUGGAGAGGGAGCAAGCUAAUGUUUUGAGUCUAGACGACUCUUCAUCGUUAGCUUGCUUUCUCUCCAUGGAUGCUGCCUGACCCGCUGUGAUCUCCAGCAUUUUUCUGUUUUCAGUACAGCUUUCAGCAUCUGUAAUAAUUUGUUCCAACAUUCCAGGAGUUGAACCCUUUCAAAUAUAACUUCAAGAAAUAGUAAGUAUGUCUCCUUUAAAGGUCAAAAAUUGUUUCGUUUUGAAAAUCAGGAACUAAAAAUUCAAUGCAGUGGCAAAAGACAUUAUUGUGAUAUUUUUGAUUGUGCUUGUGGUAUCCUGAAUGUAAGAAAUUAUAUCCAGAUAAAGAAGUCGUGGCUGAAAAUGUGUGCAAUCCUGUACUACAACUGUGUGGAAAUACAAAAGUUGCAAUAAUUUUAAAUGUAUUUUGCUUUUAGUCUUAGUAAAAAGAUAAUUCAA